UCCAUCUUUUGCUCUUCGGAGGGGAAAAAAGAAAAAAUAAAAAGGAAAAAAUUACCAAAAAUAACAAAAAAUUUUUUUGAAUAAAUACUUACAAAAAUAUUAAAAUUCACAUUCCAUUUAUAUCAAAACAUAUCCAAACCCUAGUUUUUCUCUGUAAUCAUCUCGGUGUUUAGAGCAGUUGUUUUUGGUUUAGUUUGAGUAUCAAUCUUCUAGUUUCAAUUUUUCUUCUUGCUGCAGUUUGUUUUAAUUGAGUGACAGAGCGAGAGAUGGCGACAGCGGGAGUUACGGCAGCAGGGACGACAGCGGUGACGGCACCGGCGUUCGGGAAUGUGUCGCUGUACGUAGGGGAUCUGGAGGAGAAUGUGAACGAGGGCCAACUGUAUGAUCUGUUUAACCAGGUGCCUCAGUUGGUUUCUGUUAAGGUUUGUCGAGAUCAAAACAAGAGAACUUCUCUCGGUUACGCUUAUGUCAAUUACGCCAAUCCACAAGACGCUGCCAAUGCCAAGGAUACUCUGAACUUCACUCCUAUCAAUGGGAAACCUAUAAGGAUUAUGUAUUCUCAUCGAGAUCCCAGCAUCCGCAAAAGUGGAUAUGCCAAUAUUUUCAUUAAGAACCUGGAUGUAUCCAUUGAUAACAAGGCAUUGCAAGACACUUUUGCUGCCUUUGGGAAUGUACUUUCUUGCAAAGUCGCUGUCGACAGCACUGGUCAGUCAAAGGGAUAUGGAUUUGUGCAGUAUGAAAAUGAGGAAGCUGCGAAAAAUGCGAUUCAACUGUUGAAUGGCAUGUUGUUAAAUGAUAAAAAAGUUUAUGUUGGUCUUUUUGUUCGACGCCAAGAGAGGGAACAGAAAAGUGUUCCACCUAAGUUCACUAAUGUUUAUGUUAACAAUUUGUCUGAAAUGACAACUGAUGAGGACCUUAAGAAAGUUUUUGGCCAUUAUGGUACCAUCACUAGUGCACUAGUUAUGAAGGACUCAAACGGAAAGUCUAGAUGUUUUGGUUUUGUAAAUUUCCAGACUGCAGAUUCCGCUGCUGCUGCAGUGGAGAAGUUGAAUGGGACUGCUGAUGGUGACAAGGUUUGGUAUGUGGGCAGAGCUCAAAAGAGAUCUGAGAGGGAGGCAGAGUUGAAAGCUAAAUUUGAACAGGAAAGAAUCAGUAGAUACGAAAAAUUGAGAGCUGCUAAUUUAUAUCUGAAAAAUCUGGAUGACAGCAUAAACGAUGAAAAACUUAAGGAAUUAUUUUCUGAAUAUGGAACUAUAAGGUCGUGCAAGGUCCUGCUUGAUUUGAAUGGGAAGAGCAAAGGCUCUGGUUUUGUUGCCUUUUCUUCACCUGAGGAAGCCACAAGAGCUUUGAAUGAGAUGCAUGGGAAGAUGAUUGGGCGGAAACCUCUCUAUGUGGCUGUGGCCCAACGCAAAGAUGAAAGAAAGGCUUGGAUGCAGGCACAUUUUGCUCAAAUCCAAGCACCGGGUGCAGUGUCACCUCUGCCUUCAGGAAUUCCUGGUUAUCAUCCUGGGGCACCUAGGCUUGGUCCUCAGCCGCUAUACUAUGGUCAGGGUACUCCUGGUUUAAUGCCCCAGCCUGCAGGAUACAGUUUUCAGCAACAAAUUUAUGCUGGAAUGCGUCCUGGUGGACCAAAUUAUAUAAUGCCAUAUCAUCUUCCAAGGCAAGGACAGCCAGGGCAGCGAAUGGGGGGCAUGAGACGAAGUGGAAACCCCCAACAAAUGCAGCAGUCACAGGGACUUGGAUACCUGAACAAUGAAAGAAAUGGAAUCAACCCAUCUGUUUUUUCAAUGAUGCCUAUGUCCUUUGAUGCUUCCGGAAUGCCUAUGACUCCAUUAGAAACCCCGCGACCUGGGUCAGUACCAAUUUCAACACUUACAUCUGCUUUGGCGUCUGCGAGCCCAACCAACCGCAUGAGGAUGCUUGGUGAACAGCUUUAUCCCCUUGUGGAGAGUGUUGAGCCUGUUCAUGCAUCAAAGGUGACUGGAAUGUUGCUGGAGAUGGACCAAACAGAAGUGCUCCAUCUUAUUGAGUCUCCUGAAGCUCUGAAAACAAAGGUGGCUGAGGCAAUGGCUGUACUUCAGGAAGCUGCUGCAAGAUCUGACAUUAACGAUAAGCUUGGUUCAUUGGCACUGAAUGAAUGAAGUGCCCUCGUUCUUCUGGGUAAAUACAUUUACUGGUCCCUGGUUUCUAGCUCAUUUUUGAAGGGUGGAUGUACUAUCAUUGUUUAUGGGGUUUUCUCCUAGACUAAUUUCCUAGUUUUAUUAUUAUUUUUUUUAGUCGGUAACUUGUUGAAAUUCUUUUAGGCUUUUGAUUCAGUGUGGGGUAUACCAAAGGUAUCUAAGUUUUAGGAUUACUAUUGAUGUGUUUUUCUAUUUAUUUUUACAUUAUGUUUUCAUUUGAAUGACAUAGUAAUUAAAGAUUUUCCAAGCA
Messenger RNA from Mangifera indica (mango), 2430 nucleotides. RefSeq names its product polyadenylate-binding protein 5-like. The coding region runs from base 267 to 2141 and encodes 624 amino acids. The transcript has 7 exons. Gene Ontology annotation, molecular function: RNA binding. NCBI's taxonomy places the organism in Eukaryota, Viridiplantae, Streptophyta, Magnoliopsida, Sapindales, Anacardiaceae. The record is from RefSeq and is a predicted model, not a curated record. Gene Ontology annotation, cellular component: ribonucleoprotein complex.